UAUUGUCCCCUUUAAGCAUAAACUCUCAUGGCUUUGCUAUGAACUUUCUCAAAAUGUCUCAUCUCAAUGGAGAGAGUAUUCCAUGAUUAUAAACCCAUGAUCAUUUCUUAAAUUAGUCGAUAUGGGACUUUCCUCUUCUAACAAAAUUGACUGGUGCAUGUUCAGAAAGUUCAAGUUUCAUCCCAACAAUACAGUUAGUACACUUCCAAAGGAUCUCAAUUUGAGAAGGGAAGGGAGCUGUGAAAUUUGGAAAAUGAUGGGCAGUUCUCGUACAUGGGCUUAUAUGCGGAUCAUCGCCGGUACCAUCGUCGGCGGCGUUCUUGGCUUCUAUGUAAUGCACCGCGUUGAAGUUGGCUAUAAGGAGAAGAUGAAAGAAAGAUUAAGACAAUACGAAAUCGAACUAAAGAAGAAAGAGCAAAUGAAAGAACUUGAAGACUCGUCAUAGUUGUUUUUGCAGUUGCGGGAUACAUUAUCUGAUGCUGCAGUCUCUCGGAAGUUUGGGGAAUUUUUUGUCAACUGGGCUUUGUCCUUCAAAAUUUGAAGCUGUUUGAGUUUGUCACUAUUCAAUUCCCUGCAUUUUCGUGUGGCAGGGCGUUUGAAAUCAUGCGAGUAUAUACCCCCAUUCCACCACUACCUUAGAAUUUUUUUUUAUGGCUUGAACUUGUUGGUGAAUGUCCAUCGUGGCGUCAAAUUCAGAAUUUUUAUUAGAAAAGCUAAUGGAUCCUUAGCGCCCUCGAUUAAUGCUCAUACUUCAUUGCAGUUGUACUGUCAUAAACAUGGGUGAAUAAAAAUUGGAUUUCAUAUU
This is a messenger RNA of Cucurbita maxima (winter squash), 805 nucleotides long. RefSeq lists its product as uncharacterized. The coding region runs from base 122 to 445 and encodes 107 amino acids. NCBI's taxonomy places the organism in Eukaryota, Viridiplantae, Streptophyta, Magnoliopsida, Cucurbitales, Cucurbitaceae. The transcript has 4 exons. The record is from RefSeq and is a predicted model, not a curated record.